AUGGAUCCUCCACCAUCCUCCGAUGCAUCUCAACCCCCCUCCCUCGCAUCCCGAAUGCGCACUUACGAAGCAUCCACCGACCACAUCCUCCCCACCAACCAACCCAUCAUUCUCCGUCUCGACGGCCACGGCUUCUCACGCUUCACCUCUCGCUUCUCACGCCCCUUCGACCCACGCAUCCACACCGCCAUGACCCGCACCAGCAGCGACCUCCUCCACUUCUUCCCGCAAGCCACCCUCGCCUACACGCAAUCCGACGAAAUCACCCUCGUCUUCCCCUCCGGCGUGCAAACCUUCAACGAGCGCCUGCAGAAACUCUGCAGUCUAGCCGCGAGUUACUGUUCCGUACGCUUCAACCGCCACCUCGAGCUUGCGUUACGUGAGAUGCCCGAUCCACCCGUCAAGGGCGACACGGAGCUUGUCUUUGGCACGGCGCAUUUCGACGCGAGAUUCUUCCCCGUGCCGUCUGUGCACGAGGCCCUGAAUAAUCUCAUCUGGCGCUGUCGGAAUGAUGCGGUGAGGAAUGCCGUGUCGUCGUUUGCACGCACAUUGUACACGCCGGCUGAGUUGCAUGGGAAGAAGACGGGUGAGCUUAUUGAGCUCAUGUUGAGGGAUAAGGGGGUUAGGUAUGAGGAGGCCGUGCCGAAAUGGGCGAUUGAGGGCUGUUUGGUUAAGCGCGAGCAGUACGAGCAUCAGGGUGUGAAUGCGAAGACGGGCGAGGUGGAGAAGACAUUUCGGACGAGACCUAGGGUUGAGGAGAGAGGCGUGAGGGUCUUUGACGAGGCGGGUCUCAAGUUAAUCACGGACAAGUAUUGGUAG
Molecule: messenger RNA, 819 nt
Organism: Bipolaris victoriae FI3
Lineage: Eukaryota; Fungi; Ascomycota; Dothideomycetes; Pleosporales; Pleosporaceae
Exons: 1
Coding region: 1-819 (272 amino acids)
Biological process (GO): tRNA modification
Molecular function (GO): magnesium ion binding; tRNA guanylyltransferase activity
Source: RefSeq, a predicted model, not a curated record